Messenger RNA from Dimorphilus gyrociliatus, 1495 nucleotides. Lineage: Eukaryota; Metazoa; Annelida; Polychaeta; Dinophilidae. The record is from the annotation of a GenBank genome assembly.
GAUGUAUCAGCAUGUUAGUGAAACAGGGAAUGGAGCGGAUGCUCAGCCAAAACAACCUGUAACGAGUACAAACGUCUCAACAGAGAAAUCGGAUUCGCAGACAGGUUUUACGUUUCAUUGCCAAAGUGACAGCAAUGCUUCUUUUCAUCAAACUCCACCACAAUCACCCUACUCUACAAAUCAUCAUACUCCUGUUGCAAUGCAAUCACCUGAAAUAAUUUUCUUGCCCAACGAUGAUACGCAGUCGUUUGAUCUUAGUCAUUUCUCCAAUACUGAUGAUUCCCAGCUACAAAUGCCUACAAAUAUGCUACCUCCACCAGUCCCUAUUAGUCAAUCGCCUCCACCACCUCCACGGAUAUAUAAACCUUGCGUAGUGUGUGGGGAUAAGAGUUCUGGAUAUCAUUAUGGCGUAUCAUCCUGUGAAGGUUGCAAGGGUUUCUUUCGAAGAUCCGUGCAGAAAAGCAUGCAGUAUACUUGUCAUAAAGAAGGAAAGUGUCAAGUUAAUAAAAUAACCAGGAAUCGAUGUCAGUAUUGUAGAUUUCAGAAAUGUUUCGACAAGGGAAUGUCAAAAGAAGCUGUGAGAAAUGAUAGAAAUAAAAAGAAAAAGCAGUCAAAACAAGAAGGAGCCAUUUCUCAGUCAGCGGAAGAUUUGAGUCCAGAGGAAGAGGAGAUAAUUAACAGGGUAGUACAAGCGUACGAGGAAACGAUUUUAAGCGAUGAUAUCGGCUCAUUUGAUGAAGAAGCGUUAGGAACCACAAAUGGAAAUGGUGCUCAUCGAGCGAAUGGUGAUAAACCAUCAAAGCUCAACGUCAAAGAUCAAGUGGAUGAAGCUUUGGAGAAUGGAACCUUAGUUUGGGGUGUUCUCAAAGAAUUAUCCACUCGGGGACUAGUUCAAAUCGUUGAAUUUGCAAAAAGAACGCCAUCUUUCAAUUCCAUUACAACAAGUGAUCAGAUUGUGCUUAUAAAAGCUGCCUUAUUGGAAAUUCUGAUUAUAAGACUCAUCAGCUCUUAUUCGGAUCUGGAUAAUGCACUCUCAUUUGAUGGUGGCGUGAUGUUGACAGAUAAACAAGCUGCUGCUUGUGCUUUCAGUCACGUAGCUCAAAAUAUUUUCCGUCUCGCCAAACAAUUUAGCAAUUAUGAUAUGGAUUCAACUGAGUAUGCUCUCAUCUCUGCGUUAUGUUUGUACAGUUCAGAUCAUUAUACAUUAGAACAAUCGGAUCAGAUAGAUAAGAUUCAGGGACCUAUUCUGGCUGCAUUUAAGCAUUAUUCAAGGAGAAAGAGAAGGAAUAAACCUCAUAUAUUUACGGAGAUGCUUUUAAAAUUAGCCGAUUUAAGAGAUAUCAGUAUAACUGGUGCAGAAUGCAUUUUAGAUUUAGCUCGUGAAAGAAAAUUUGAAUUACCUGCUUUAGUUAAAGAGAUGUUUACUAGAAAUGAAAAUGUCUCACUACCUCCACACGUUAUUAACAAAGGUCUUUUAUUCAAACCGUCAGUAUAA